AUGGUAAGGAUACUUUUUCAUCCUUUUUUUUUUCAACGGAAAUGAAGUCAAAUUUUACCCCCAUAAAAGCACCUAAAAGUGAAUGUAUCUGUGUGACAACUCCGUUUUAAUAAUUUACCGGUGGUAACAAUAAAUUAACUUUUUCUUUGAUUUUUUCCAGUCUCUAUGUGCUUCCAAUCCAUGCAAAAAUGGAGGAACCUGCAUCCCGAAUUACAUGAACAAUUGUUACAAUUGUCUCUGUGGAGAACGUUUCUUGGGGAACAAUUGCGAGAGAGGUAACUUUAAAACGUCUUUUUUCUUUUAGUUUUUAAACUUAAAUCUGUUGAUUAUUUGACCCUCCUGUAUUUUCUCUGGCUUCAACAGCAUUCACCUGCUUUCCUGUUUUCCUUAUUCUUGCUAUGAUAUGACUUUCAUGUUCUAUUUGAAUUCUCUAUAUUUAUUUCCCCUUUAAUCCCUAAGAGUGGCUGGCUUGUAUUUCUCCUUGUAGCAUCGCCCUUACAUGUCACGAAAAUAAAGGAAAUUAUCACCAAUUUAACAAGCUCUUCAAUGUCAAACAAAUUCUCGUUUCCAGUACCAUAGGAAAUGUACUGGGAAGAGUAUGGGGAAAAUACAUACUGAUGUUAGGUUGUACAGGGUUCAAUCAAGCUAUGUUUUGAUGAUGUCUGUUUGUUUGCCUUCUUUUCGUUUUACAUCGAUCGAUUUUAUACUGUUUUUCUUUAACAUUCUCGUUUUGUUUUGCUACAAUUUUUCGUAAUGUCUUGAUCUAAAUAUUUUGUACUAUUCGAUUGUUUGCCAAUUAUGGAAAAUUGGGGCCAUUGAGAUAUCCAUGCUUUUGUUCUUAAGAGCGCUAUUUGAGAUAAAAACAAAACGUCCUUGCAUGCAAGCUAUGUUUUGAUGAUGUCUGUUUGCUUUCCUUUCCCUCGUUUUUCAUCGAUUCUUACGCUGUGUUUCUUUAACAUUUUCGUUUUGUUUUGCUACAAUCUUUGUAAUGUCUUGAUCUGUAUAUUUCGUACCAUUCAAUUAUUUGCUAAUUAUUGAAAAAUUGGGGCCAUUGAAAUAUCCAUGUCACUAUUCUUAGGAGCGCUAUUUGAGAUAAAAACAAAACGUUCUGCUCGAUUUUCUUUGUCUUGAGUCCCUUGCAAGUUUGAUUUCGAAAAUGGAAUCGACGAGUGGAAGAGGACUGGUACAGUGUUUGAUAAUCAGCCGACAUAUGGCGAUAAUCCUACGGCUCGUAACAGAGGGCCAUCCAAUCAUCAGGGAGAUUGGUGGAUUGGAGGAGCAGAGCACCGACCUAACAUAUCCUCAGCACCAGGAAAAUUCCAAUCAGGAGGAGGAGAUGGGCCGCAGGGAACCCUGACCUCCCCAACUUUCAAUGUCAUUGGGCAAACGAUCUCAUUUCUUAUUGGCGGAGGUUGUGAUGUAAAUGUUGUUCGUGCUGAAUUGAUUGUUGGUGGCCAGGUGGGCAAAUUUACUGACCUCAGUCAUAAGCUUUGAAAGUUUUUAAAAGAUGAUUAACGACUACUUUUGUAGUAGAUAUAGGAUUGGACAUUAGUAUGAAUAUUUGACAAACCAAUGACUCAAUAUCUCGCACAUCUCACAUAACUCUUCACAAUGAAAUCACAUGGAGAAGGUUAGGGAUAUUUUACUACAUAUUCUGGAGUAAAAGUCGGCCUGCAAACUGGUGGAGAUAGUAGCCACUUCAAUCCGUUCUGGAUUCAAAGGAAGACGAACCAUAACAGCCAUGAAUUAUCUUCCUUCGUUAUAGUUUGAAUAAAAAUAAGUAACUUGCACUUUCAAUGUAAUAUGUCAGGAGCUAAGCUCAGCUUCCUUUAUAUAAGUUCGGACCUUAUUAUUUUAAUUCCUUUGUAUGUUUUAAAUGACUGCGAUCUUUUUACACUUUCGUUUCCGGCGUCUUCUUGAGAGUCACAAAUUAUAUGCUUUCCCUUUUUACAGGCUGUGAGGAACAAAACCGGCCAGUGUAAGGAGACAAUGACCCGAAAGAAGUAG
Messenger RNA from Pocillopora meandrina, 2007 nucleotides. The record is from the annotation of a GenBank genome assembly. Lineage: Eukaryota; Metazoa; Cnidaria; Anthozoa; Scleractinia; Pocilloporidae.